Molecule: messenger RNA, 1926 nt
Organism: Fusarium vanettenii 77-13-4
Lineage: Eukaryota; Fungi; Ascomycota; Sordariomycetes; Hypocreales; Nectriaceae
Exons: 2
Coding region: 1-1926 (641 amino acids)
Source: RefSeq, a predicted model, not a curated record
AUGGGUUCUCCGGGCGGUCCCCUCCAGGCCGCCACCGCUGAGCGCGUGAACCAGCAGAGGGAGCGAGAGUCCAUCUUCUCACACUUGCGUGGCGGUUCGCGCGAUAGUACCGUGCACGACAAGAUCAGCCAGUUCAACAACCUCAGCGUCUCCAUGCAGUCCAAGCAGCUGGAGCGCAAGACUGCCGACGCCGCCCUCAAGCGGGCCAUGGUCGGCCGUGAAGAGGCAGAGUCUGAGUUGAGGAGAUACAGAGAAGAGAAUAAGGCCCUAAGGAAAGCCGUCGACGAGGGCAAGGAACGUGAGAAGAAGGUUGGAGAGCGUCUCGAGACCCUCAUGGAAAACUAUGGCCGCGCCAAGGAGACACACGCACACACACAAGCCCUAUGGGAGAAAGAGAUCCGACGCGCGAGAAAAGAGACAUUCAAGACCCAAUCGUCAAUCGUCAAGCUACAGGAGGAGCUCAAGUCAUCACGCACAUCAGCAAAGAUGAUAGACGAGAACCUCAAGCGUGAAAAGGAGAGGAGCAAGGUACGGGAGCAGGAGGCGUUUGAAGCACGCUACCAGAUCGUCGGCGUUCAAGAACAGCUCGACCAAGCCCUUGAGCGAAUCAAGGUGGUGGAACAAGAGCGAGACGCUUACAAGACGGCCGCUAAGAACGAGGAGGUUGCCCGCAUCGCCGCUGAGGGUCGCCUUCCUCUACCACCUUCCAGCGGCGCUGACGAUGAGUUUGAUUCACCAAAGAAGACUCGCGAGUCUAGAGGCCCACGCGUGUCACUGUCCACCAUGGACAUUCUCUCCUCGGCAGCCAGUGAAGCCGAGAUUGAGGAUCUGACCAUUCAGCUGCAAUGGGAGCGACAACGCGCCGAGCGUGCCCACGAGAUGAUCGAGUUCCUCCAGGCCGAAUGCCACCUCCGAUGCUGCGCCUGCGCCAAAUCCGACCGCCGUACCAACACCGAGGCGCCUCGUCAAAAGCGUCGAAGCUCCUUCGGCCUCGAGGGACCCAACGAUAAGCUCCAAAAGCUUGACAAUGACGUGCCAGAGGCUGUCCAGCGUUCCCAAACUCCACCUCGCAUCCAGGAGCCUGAGGCUCAGGCCCGGGAGGUCGAGGUUGAGGCUAAGGGUGAGGUCCAGCCAGAGGAAGAGGGGGAGCAACAUCAACAGCAAACACAGCUAACUCCUGAACUUGCGAAGCCCAAGUCCAAGAAGGAGCCUCGUCGUAGCACCAUCUUCUGUCCCAAGGAGGGCAUCUUCCGAACAGUGUCUGAGCAAGAGGCUGAGGCCUUUGAGGCACAGCGCAGGAUGGAAGCUGAAGCUGAGGCUGCUCAACAAGAGAUCCAGUCCGAGGCUGAGGUUGGAAUCGAGACGAUUGUUGAGGACGUCACCGAGCUGGGCCCUCCUACUCCUGAAGAGGAGGAAGAGGACCGCAGGAGAUAUGCCCGAACUCCCUCAGUUGAUCCUCCAGCCUUUGCCAUGCUCGCCCAAGAGCGCAUCUCUCUUGUCUCCCUCCUCAACGCUCCUCACAACGAGGCUCACACGGCCCCUAUCCCCUCUGUGCCAACCAUGCCCGACACGGCUGACACCCUCGUCUCCCCUGAGACUCGACCUCACACCUCGGCCAACUUCUACACCGUCACAACAACAACCACAGUGCCUGUCCACGACGACAACGCUCACAGCGACUCAUCCUUCUCGGAACGCCUUCGGACGCCUUCCCACAACAGCACUGGCACAACCUUUGACCUGUCCAACCCAGCUCUCACACCAACCAUGACACGCGAGCAGGCUCUCGCCAAGAUCCGUGAGCGUCGUGGGCGUGCUCGCUCCAUGGCCCAAGGCACCAUGACGCCUCGUCGACGGAUGGUUGAGGGUGUUGACCGUAGGGACAUGAGCGCCCCGACAGGGAAGGUCGCCGGCAAGGGACGAUGA